CAUUAAUUAAUCGGUUUGAAGUUCUGGUGAAGUAAUAUUUACCGAAUGGAUUCACAUAAAACGGAGUCAAGUUGUUCAUUAUCAACUGAAAUGGAACGUAAAUCAUCAGCCGAAGAACCAGUUUGUGACGAAGGAGUACAAUUAGAACGUUUUGACUCAGUGGAUAGUUUUCGCACAAGAGCAUCGACAGAAAGCCGGACUGUAUCAAUGGCUUCCACUGAAAGCUACGAAACAGCUUCCUCAUCUUUCCCAAGCUGGGAUAGAAACAGCUGCCAAGGGAACAGAAGAUCCUGUUUAUUGGGAUGGAUAAAUUCGCUGGAGGAAACUACCAGACGAACACUUUUCAUUCAUCAUCUGCCAGUAGAAAUAUGCGAUCCCGUCAAAGACAUGUCGUUGUUUAGUUGUGAAGCGGAGUUUUGUCGUAUUUGUCAUUGCGGUAAAGAGGAUGAAGAGUUAAUUGCACCAUGCAGAUGCUCUGGAAGUGCUAAGUUUGCGCAUCAAAGUUGCUUGCUGUCUUGGUUUGAACUGAAAAAGGACAAGACAUGCGAACUGUGCCUUUACGAAAUUUCUGUCAAAAAGAUGGGCUUCAAACCAUUCUCACAGUGGAGACUACCAUGGCGUUCGUGCGACAUUGUGGCGUACCUUUUCUUGUUCUACUGUCUGGUUCUGGUAGUAUUUAUAGCCAUGGUACUGUGGAUCGCCUCUAAGCGUUGCCUCUCUCCCAUUUGCAUUGUUCUGUACUUCGCGUGCGGUUUGGCAGUGUGUUACUUCACCUAUUGCUGCGGUUGCAUAGAACAUAUUCGCUUCUACUGGAAAGCAUGGAUCGAUGUGAACCGUCAGUGGCUCAUAUUAACUCACAAAGACAGCGUACAGGUCCUCAAUAAUGCUACAGAAAAGAUGAGCAACAACGGAUGUGGCAAAGCAAGGGAGGAAUUUGUCUAGGUGCUUUGAAACUGCCGCUAUGUAAUUAUAACAACAGACCAAUAUCGAAAGGAAAUAUAAGGAAAGAAAACAAGGAGAGAAUAACAUACUCAUCUUUAUAAAAACAAAAAAUAUUAUGUAGGAGACGUGGUAGUCUGAUGGCAAGUGCGUAGGGCUUCGGGUCAAGAGGGCUGGGUUCGGAGCCUAGCCGAGUCAUUGCGUUAAAUCAGUUUUAUUAGUAUAGAUGCACUCAUAUAGCGAGCCUGGGCUUCUUGUGAACAACCCUGUAGGCCUUCAUAUUCCUGCAAGACGCAGGUGUUAAACCUCGUGCUGAAAUACGGCAUUCUCAAGUAUUCAACGUAAAUUACUUAUUAAA
This is a messenger RNA of Pocillopora verrucosa, 1297 nucleotides long. Its product is annotated as E3 ubiquitin-protein ligase MARCHF11. Gene Ontology annotation, molecular function: zinc ion binding. Lineage: Eukaryota; Metazoa; Cnidaria; Anthozoa; Scleractinia; Pocilloporidae. The record is from RefSeq and is a predicted model, not a curated record.